This is a messenger RNA of Odocoileus virginianus texanus, 3222 nucleotides long. Lineage: Eukaryota; Metazoa; Chordata; Mammalia; Artiodactyla; Cervidae. The record is from RefSeq and is a predicted model, not a curated record.
GCCAUGAAGCAGCUGUGUCUGUGCGCCACCGCCUCCUUCGCGAGCCAGGACUGGGGCAAAAGUGACGAGCGGCUGCUACAGGCGGUGGAGAACAACGAUCCCACUCGGGUGGCCUCCCUCAUCGCCCGCAAGGGGCUUGUGCCCACCAAGCUGGACCCCGAGGGCAAGUCCGCAUUCCACCUGGCAGCCAUGAGGGGUGCAGCCAGCUGUCUUGAGGUGAUGCUGGCACACGGCGCCAACACCAUGAGCACGGAUGGGGCAGGUUACAACGCCCUCCACUUGGCUGCUAAGUACGGGCACCCACAGUGCUUGAAGCAACUACUGCAGGCAUCCUGCGAGGUGGAUACUGUGGACAGCAGUGGGUGGACCGCCCUGCAUCAUGCAGCUGCUGGCGGCUGCAUCUCCUGCUCAGAAAUACUCUGCUCCUUCAAGGCCCAUCUGAAUCCCCGAGAUCGGCUGGGUACAACACCCCUCAUCAUUGCAGCUCAGAUGUGUCACACAGAUCUGUGCCGCCUCCUCCUGCAGCAGGGGGCUGCUGCAAAUGACCAGGAUCUUCAGGGCAGGACGGCCCUGAUGCUGGCCUGUGAGGGAGCCAGCCCCGAAACAGUGGAGGUGCUGCUGCAGGGCGGCGCCCAGCCGGGCAUCACAGAUGCGCUGGGCCAGAAUGCUGCUCACUACGGCACCCUGGCAGGGGACAAGCUCAUCCUGCACCUCCUACAGGAGGCAGCCCAGCGCCCCUCACCACCCAGCGAGGAUGAUUCAGGCGAGGCAUCAUCUCAGAAUUCUGUGUCCAGCCAUGACAAGCAAGGGGCCCCCAAGAAGCGGAAGGCACCUCAACCCCCCACCAAUAUCCCAAUGCUGGAUGACCAAGAUGCCUACGAGGAGAUCGUGCGGCUGCGACAGGAGAGGGGCCGUCUGCUACAGAAGAUCCGGGGCCUAGAGCAGCACCAGGAACGAAGAAAGCAGGAGCUGCCAGAGGCAGAGGCCAGUUCCCUCCACAGCCUGGAGAGACAGGUCCAAGAGCUACAGCAGCUUCUGGCUGAGAAGCAGGAGGAGAAGGAGAGCCUGGGCCGAGAGGUGGAGAGUUUGCAGAGCAGGCUGUCCCUUCUGGAGAAUGAGCGGGAGAAUACCAGCUAUGAUGUGGCCACCCUGCAGGAUGAGGAGGGUGAGCUAUCUGAAUUCCCAGGGGCUGAGGUGCUGCUCUCCAGGCAGCUAAGCCCGUCGGCCCAGGAGCUCUUGGCUUCGCUGCAGGAGCAGGUGGCCAUGCUCACCAGACAGAACCAGGAGCUGAUGGAGAAAGUCCAGAUCCUGGAGCACUUUGAGAAGGACGAGAUGGAGGCAGAUGGUCCGGCCGAGGUCAUUCCUCUGGAGCUCUACAGCGCUCUCCAGGCUGAGUUUGACCAGCUCCGCAGGCAGCACGCCAAAGCCCUGCAGGCGCUGGAGCAGCAGGAAGCUCGGGAGGCCCUCGCAGAACAGGAGGCAGCCUCUAGGGAGGGCAGAGGUCUGGGAACCAAGCCCUCUAGAAACGGGCCGGUGGAAAUAGCGCUUAACGGCACUGCAGCUCCGGAAACUGGAGUGAACGGAGUCGAGACCACGGACGAGGAGGCUGCAGGAGCAGAAACCGUGGAAGCCCUGUCACAGAGCUUGGAAGUCGUGUCCACGAUGGCCGAGGCCACGGACACGGAGACCACGGAAACAGGGCGCGUGGGGGCCCAGCCCUUGGAAACAAAGGCCACAGGAGCUGAGGUUGCAGAAAUGAAAACUCCAGAAGGAGGAGGAAACCCAGAACCAAAGGCCACAGGAGCAGAGACCACCAGUAUGAAAACAGAAAAGAAGCCCCCUGGAGUAGGUGCAGUGGAAGAAGAGCUCACAGGCUCAGAGGCCAUGGGAGUGGAGGUCAUGACCCCGAGGGUCCUCACAGGCCCCAUCCUGCACCCGGGUGCUGCGGAGGCCUCAGAAAAGCUGCAGACAGAGCUAGAGACCAGGAUCCGCAGCUUGGAGGAGGCGCUCAGGCAGCGGGAGCGGGAGGCGGCCGCCGAGCUGGAGGCGGCCCACGGCAAGUGCGAGGCCGCGGAGGCCGAGGCGGGCCGGCUGCGGGAGCGGGUGCGGGAGGCUGAGGGCGGCCGGGCUAGCGGGGUCAGAGAUGGGGACACAGGCCAGCUGCGGGCCGCCCUGGAACAGGCCCGCGAGGACCUCCGGGACCGGGACUGCCGUCUCCGGGAGCUGGAGGCGGCCUCGGUCCGGCUGGACGAGGCCCGGGCCGGCCGGCUGCUGGCCGAGGAGGAGGCCCGGGGCCUGCGGGCAGAGCUGGCCCGACGGGAGGAGGCGCGGCUGGAGCUGAGCCGGGAGCUGGAGGCGCUGCGGGAGCAGCUGCUGGAGCGCGAGCGGGUGGGCAGCAUGGCCCGCCUGGAGCACGAGCGCAUCGUGGGCGCCCUGAAGGCCGACGUGGCCCGGUUGCAAGGGCAGCUGGAGGAGCUGGGGCGACGCCACGAGAAGACCACGGCCGAAGUCUUCCAGGUGCAGCGGGAGGCGCUGUUCAUGAAGAGUGAGAGACACGCGGCGGAAGCCCAGCUGGCCACGGCUGAGCAGCAGCUGCGGGGGCUUCGAACUGAGGCCGAGCGGGCGCGCCAGGCCCAGAGUCGUGCCCAGGAGGCCCUGCAGAGGGCCAAGGAGAAGGACAAGAAGAUCACGGAGCUCUCCAAGGAGGUCUUCAGUCUUAAGGAGGCGCUGAAGGACCAGCUGGCGGCCCCAGACUCCUUGGAGGUGGAAGCCCUCCGUGGCCAGGUGAAAGCUCUGCGGGAACAGCUAGAGGAGGCUGCCAGGGACCACAGUGCAGUGGUGGCCUUGUACAGGAGCCACCUCCUCUACGCCAUUCAGGGUCAGAUGGAUGAAGACGUGCAGCGAAUUCUGAGUCAGAUUCUGCAGAUGCAGAGGCUCCAGGCCCAGGGCCGCUGAGAGCAGAGGACUGCCCUCUGCCCCACUAGGCCUCUCACGGGGGCUUGGGGACUCAUGCACUGACCUUCCUCGCUUGGAGACUAGCCUGGGCCCCCUCCCCCACUGUCCUCACUGCCUCCACCGGCCCCACUGGUCCCUGCGUGCACUGGGCAGUCUAGACCCUGGCCCUGACCAUGACCCCUCCUGCCACCGGGGAAUCUGAGUCCUCUCCCCAACAUCUGGUCCCAAACGCUAUCCCAGGAAUAAAAGCUCAUGGAGCAGAGCAGA